Trypanosoma brucei brucei TREU927 is the source of this 1014-nucleotide messenger RNA. RefSeq lists its product as hypothetical. The transcript has a single exon. Bases 1 to 1014 code for a protein of 337 amino acids. Lineage: Eukaryota; Euglenozoa; Kinetoplastea; Trypanosomatida; Trypanosomatidae. The record is from RefSeq and is a predicted model, not a curated record.
AUGUCUGUCAAGUUGCCACACGUAUCGGUGCAGUACCAGUCUCACCAACACUGCCAGUGUGACUUCUGCAAUAGCCGCCGUAAUCUAAAUGCGAAAAAGAGUGCCCUCAUGACAACUGUGAGUCACUUGAGGGAGCAGCAGGCGCUGCACAACUGCUGUUGCCAAUGCCACGAUUCUCUGUCACAGCGUAAUUAUGACCGGAAGCCGCAGGAGCCUUCCUUUGAAUUGGAUGACCCUGAGCACCACCCGAAUCAAACGGAGCUCAAUGCAAAAAUGGGCCGCAACGGUUUACAACACGGUGGCGAAUACACGAUUCCCCCUGGUGUAAGAGCCGCACAACAGUGUCUGCUAAACGGCAGUAAUGGCAUGGCAAAAACUCGUGAGGAACAAGAAAAGGAUGCGAUGGAUGACCUCGACCGUCUCGAGCGCCUUCUCGUACUUGAGCACAAAUCCCGCGUAAAGGCAGCUGCAGAUGCAGAGAACUUCGAAACUUUGAAGAGAACUGGAAAGGGGCCACGCCCGAUACCAUUCGAUGCACCGGAAGAACAGGUGCGUGUGAAGAGUGCUACACCACCGCAGGGCACCAUUGUGAUGCCGGGUACGGUCCGUGAAGCGUACGAUGCUGCCCACCGCUGUUCCGUCACACCCCCUCCACAUUGCGAAGAUUCGCACCGCCUGCAGCACGUCAUUGAAAAAGUUCGUACGGUUGCUCGCGACCCCGCCAAUCGGGAUAACGCGGCGGCGCUAGGCGCUGUUCUGCAUCGGCAGUGUGGAGCAGGCACUCCUCCAGUUUCUCGCGAAGGCGUUGCAACACCCCCGAUUGAAGGGAUGAAGACUAUCGGAACUUUGAAUACGUAUGGUCCCCGUCCUGAAGGCGCUGGUGUGGUUUGGUGCCGUGGCCUGAAUGCCGUGGUUGACGACGGCAUUGGCACCUCAGCUGCGUUGGGCAACACGGACAACCGUGACCUAUGGAAAGCAACACUCCUGAAGAAUCAACCAACCACAACUAAUUAG